GUGUUUCAUCUGGGGUGCGUCUACACCUGCGUGACUGACUGUUCUUCCCUCCAUCUUUUCGACCGCGGACAAUCAUGGCUGACGUCCGCGCCCUCCUCGCUGCCGAGAGGCAAUCUCGAAGAAUCUCUCACCCUCACCUCUCGUACACUAAAUCGGGUAUGCUAAUAUGCACCAUAUGUGACCUGAAUGUCAAAUCCGAGGCGCUAUGGGAGGGGCAUCUUAGGAGCGCAAAUCACCGGAAAAAUGUUCAACGUGCGCAAGAGAACGCAACCAAAGGCACAAAGAGAAAGAUCGAGGAUGUGGAUGAAGUGCAAGAGGAGCGAGACGAGACUGAUACAGAUACACGGAAAAAGGCAAGGUCGCGGCCGGUGGGUCUGAACAAGAAGCCGACAACUGGUGAUGUUGGGCAAGAGCCUGCACCGGAACAAGCUGAACCAGAGCAUGUGUUGAACGAGUCAAUACAACAGCCCGUGCCUUCUACUGCUCCGGCAGCAGACACCGUGGACGGGGGUUCGACCCAGGCUCCAGCUGUUGAUGAAGACGAAUGGGCGUCCUUCGAGCGAGAAGUCGCUCCGUUGGCAGCCGCACAACCAGACUAUGCUUCGGCCACGAUAACUGCAGCGCCAGUCACGGCUGAGCAAUUGAAACAACAGUCAGACGAAGACAAACGACACAGACUAGAGACAGAAGCAGAGGAUGAGAAAGAGGAUGAAGAGAGGCGGCUAGAAGAGGAAUUCGAGGUGAUGGAGGAGAUGGAGGAGCGAGUACGGAAACUACGAGAGAAGAGGGACGCCUUGAGACAUGCCGCGCAAGCAAGCACGGAUCCAGGAAAAGGACAACCUAGCACAACAGCUGGCAGCUUAGAGCAAGAAACACGGCCUGAUGAAGCCGACGAAGCCGACGAAGAUGAGGGUGCCGAUGAAGAUGACUGGUAUGCAUGAGAUUCGUCAUGUCAUUAACACCGGAAAUGCAACUCCACAAACAAGCGAGGGAAAGCCGAACCUCUAGCCUGUCUAUACCAUGAGAACGCUGCCAAAUAUGAAUGCAAUGAAUGCAUAAAUCAUUCAAAAAUCCUCGCCCAUCAACUCCUCUAUUUCGACAAUCCCAGUCACUUCGUUGCUCUGGUCGACGAUCCCAAGCAGGGUCCCCCUCCUCAGGAAUUCUUUACCACGUCCAGAACCCUCAUCGCGCAUCUGGUGGAUCCAACGUCUGCACUCGUCCAAGGUCGUAUUGGCGAGCACGGAUAUCCAGUCAGUCUUUUCAACAACCACUCUCCCAAACUGAUCCUCCAAGUCUGCAACGGGCAGUUCGGGGAUUUGGAGACUCUGUAUCCUUCGAGGGCCGAUCAUAUGGUGCAAGGAAGUCCGAACAAAUCCUUUUGAUGACCGCACAGCAGCCAGAAGCACAUCGAAGCACAGGAGCGGUUGUCCUGGACGUGGGGUUGCUAUGGGGAUUUGAGAGACUGUCGUCGCCAGAUCAGACAUUCGUGGCUCGGAUGGGACUGUCGGCUUGAGUGCUGCGCCUAUGGCACCUCCAGGAUGAUUGGCCGCAAAUAUGGCAGGUGUCUGCUGUCCAGCUGCGGAAUGCAACUCGUCGGCAACUGCAAGUGCGAGACUAUCGCCAAUUGCCAGCGUGAUCGUUGUCGAUGUCGUUGGUGCCGACACGCCGAACGACGUCAUCUCAGACUCGUGGAUAAUAGUUGGUAUCAGAAUGUUCUUGGAACCUGCUCUUGCAGGAUUCGAGAGUAGUAGGCAUGAGCCUUCGUUCAAAUGUCCAGACAUGACGAUCAGGGGUAUCGACGAUUCGAUGUGUGGAAGAAGAGAGAUGAGUUCAGGCGUCUUUCCAGAAAAUGUGACCAUGAUAAUAGUAUCAUUGGGGCGAACAACCCCUAGGUCUCCAUGUAAGGCCUCGAUAGGGUGUAGGAAUACCGCAUGGAUACCCAGGGAAACAAAGGUGGCGACGAGCUUCUUUGCGAUAUGGCCAGACUUGCCGACACCUGUAAAGAUGGUCUUCC
Exophiala xenobiotica is the source of this 2014-nucleotide messenger RNA. RefSeq lists its product as uncharacterized. The transcript has a single exon. Gene Ontology annotation, cellular component: nucleus; spliceosomal complex. Gene Ontology annotation, biological process: mitotic DNA damage checkpoint signaling; mitotic DNA replication checkpoint signaling; nuclear DNA replication. Gene Ontology annotation, molecular function: zinc ion binding; nucleic acid binding. The record is from RefSeq and is a predicted model, not a curated record. Bases 75 to 941 code for a protein of 288 amino acids. Lineage: Eukaryota; Fungi; Ascomycota; Eurotiomycetes; Chaetothyriales; Herpotrichiellaceae.